This is a messenger RNA of Musca domestica (house fly), 1580 nucleotides long. It is a transcript of the gene RnrS, whose product is annotated as ribonucleoside-diphosphate reductase subunit M2. The record is from RefSeq and is a predicted model, not a curated record. The transcript is spliced from 3 exons. NCBI's taxonomy places the organism in Eukaryota, Metazoa, Arthropoda, Insecta, Diptera, Muscidae. Bases 116 to 1300 code for a protein of 394 amino acids. Gene Ontology annotation, molecular function: ribonucleoside-diphosphate reductase activity, thioredoxin disulfide as acceptor. Gene Ontology annotation, cellular component: cytosol. Gene Ontology annotation, biological process: deoxyribonucleotide biosynthetic process.
UCACUUUUCCGCCACUUUAUGGUGCUGACCAGGCGUCUGCGAUCAUUCUGACUUUGUAGCUUGAGCUGUAAGCAUUUUGUAAAUUAAAACAAUUAAAAAAUUUGGACUAUUUAACAUGUCGUUUGUAGCUGGUAAAGAAAAUAUUGAAAACAUGGACAAGUUUGGUUUGAAGAGCCCUCGUAAAAUUCUUGCCGAGAACGUGAAUAAUGUACGUAAAAUGUCCAUCGGUACUGAUGAACCCGUAGCCAAGGAAGCAACUUCAAACAGUGCUGGUACCACAAGCAAUGCGGGUACUUCUUUGGCCAACAAAACGGCGGUUCCCUUUGACCCAUCCAUUGAGCCGCUAUUGAAGGAAAAUCCCAAGCGUUUUGUUAUAUUCCCCAUUCAAUACUUGGAUAUAUGGCAGAUGUACAAAAAGGCAGAGGCUUCAUUUUGGACAGUGGAAGAAGUUGAUCUCUCCAAAGACUUAACUGAUUGGGAUAGAUUAACAGACAAUGAACGCUAUUUCAUAUCUCAUGUUCUGGCCUUUUUCGCCGCCUCUGAUGGUAUUGUCAAUGAAAAUUUAGUUGAACGUUUCUCGCAAGAGGUGCAAGUGACAGAAGCCCGUUGCUUCUAUGGCUUCCAAAUUGCCAUGGAAAAUGUUCACUCCGAAAUGUAUAGUAUUCUGAUCGAUACAUACAUUAAGGACCGCGAUCAACGUGAAUAUCUUUUCAAUGCCAUUGAAACAAUGCCAGCCGUUAAGAAGAAGGCCGAUUGGGCCUUGUCAUGGAUUUCAUCAGAAUCGGCUAAUUUUGGAGAACGUGUUAUUGCGUUUGCUGCCGUUGAGGGUAUAUUUUUCAGCGGUAGUUUUGCCUCCAUCUUUUGGCUUAAGAAACGUGGUCUAAUGCCUGGCUUGACAUUCUCCAAUGAAUUGAUCUCGCGUGACGAAGGCUUGCAUUGUGAUUUUGCCGUACUGAUGUUCAAAUAUCUGGUGCAGAAACCCAGCAAAGAACGUAUUAUUGAAAUCAUCCGAGAUGCUGUAAAAAUUGAACAGGAAUUCCUAACUGAAGCUCUGCCAUGUAAUUUAAUUGGAAUGAAUUGUGAAUUAAUGUCGGAAUAUAUUGAAUUUGUUGCCGAUCGUCUGCUGGUUGAAUUGGAUGUUGGCAAAAUCUACAAUACCAAAAAUCCUUUCCCCUUCAUGGAAAUGAUUUCAUUGGAUGGUAAAACAAAUUUCUUUGAACGCAAAGUGGGUGAAUACCAAAAAUGGGGCGUGACAGCCAAUCGUUUGGACAAUGUUUUUACACUGGAUGCCGACUUUUAAGCAGAUGUUUAUUUGACACCAUGCCCCAAUCUCACGUCUCCUAUUUUGUAGUAGCGUAUUAAGCUUUAUUUUAUUGUCACAUCUAUAUAUACUUAUUUUAAACGUAUUUUGUCUAUUUUAGUUGUAAUAAGGAAUCAUUCAUAUUUCAUCAUUUUAUGUGGCCCAUGCAAAAGCAAUCGUUUGUGUGGUGUUUACUUUUCUUUCGCUCAUUUUAUUAUUAAUAAUCUUAAUUUUUUUUCAAAGAAACUUCAACAUAUCGAUACUUUAGAAAAAAAGCAAA